Nycticebus coucang (slow loris) is the source of this 2942-nucleotide messenger RNA. It is a transcript of the gene GNB2, whose product is annotated as G protein subunit beta 2. Bases 1552 to 2574 code for a protein of 340 amino acids. Gene Ontology annotation, biological process: G protein-coupled receptor signaling pathway. Gene Ontology annotation, molecular function: signaling receptor complex adaptor activity; protein binding. Lineage: Eukaryota; Metazoa; Chordata; Mammalia; Primates; Lorisidae. The record is from RefSeq and is a predicted model, not a curated record. The transcript is spliced from 10 exons. Gene Ontology annotation, cellular component: heterotrimeric G-protein complex; cytoplasm.
CCGCUAACAAAAGGAGUCCUCAUGACCCCCAGCCCCAAAUUCUCAUGGGAGAACCUCUCUUCCUUCGGUCUCCCCGGUCUGGCCUCUUGGGAGCGGACGUAAACUCCUCAGACCUUCCCUCCCUUCCUCCCUCCGGCCCCGUCUCUCCCAAACCCGGAAGGGGAAUUGGGGGACCCUCGGCUUCCAUCAAUGCAUGCUCUCGCCGUACCAUCAGUGGCAUUGUGCUUGACCCCAGACCCCGGGCCAGUCCCUCCGCCCCUUCUCCUUAGAAGUUGGGGGGCUAAAGUCCGGGCUUCCUCUAGGCCCCGUCCCGCCCCCUUUCCCCGCCACCACCCCCCGCCUGUCCGGGGUAGCACCCCUCGUGUCCUCCUGUUUCGCAUCCCCGCCAGCAUUCGCCUUGCAAAACUCCAGAAUCUUGGGAGAAGCAGGCAAGGCCGCGAGCCACCUUUGCGUCGUCUCCACCCUACCCCGAUUUGGGUUCUGCCCCCAGUACCCGAAACCGGAGACUUCACCACCCCGUUCCCUUUACAAGUCCUAACCCCAAGCUUAGCUCCCAGAUGCCUGCCCCCCACCCAGCUUUCUUUUGGGCAAAAUGGAGGUCGUGGGGGCUGGAGGGCCAGGCCCACACCAGCCCGCGCCUUCCAGCUGCCAGAUCCGGGGACCCUCCCCUGUCUCCUCUUCACCCCACCAGACCUGCGGAGAUGGUGGCACCUCCAUCUCUCUAUGAGGCCAUGGCUGCUGUUUGCCCAGAAUUCAGGGGUUGCAGAGGGGACCCUGGAGGUUGCUGGGGACUGAAGCUGGGAGUGUCGCCCCUGCCCCCAGCAGUUUCCUCCUGGCCUGCUUCCUUCUGCCCGGGCCUCUGGUGUUGCCGCCCGGCUUGGGCUGUUGGCAGCUGGAAGGAAGGGGCUUUGUCCGAACCUUGGGGUGGGAUGGGUAGGGGCUUCUGCCCCACUUUCCUGUUUUUGAGGGACAGCCCCUGGCACUGACGUAGAAAGCUGAACCGAGGGGAAAUGUCAGUGGGGAAGAGGAACGCCCAGCUCCUGGGGGAAGUGGGAGUUGGGUGGGGGACGCCCGGAGCCGCAGAGUGCAGUGUGCGUGGCCAGAUCACACAGGUGUCCAAGAGGGGGAGGACUCCAGUCCCUGGAAAGGAGCCAGCCAGGCCCCUGCGGCCCCGGCGCCAAGCCGGAGGAUGGGCCCCUGGGGUGCCGAGGACGCAGGGGCUGGGCCGCCUGGGGCCGUCUGCUGGCGCCUGGGAGAGAGCAGCUCCACGCCUCGGGGCCGGGUACCUCUCUUCGAAGCCCUAAUUACUCGAGAGCGGCUCCCACGGGCUUUCUGCGGGCGCGGCGGGCGGGCGGCCUCGGAGCUGGAGGGAGCAGCGGCUUGGGGCUGCCUUCGCCGCCACUCUCGCACCCACCCGCGGCGGACGGCUAAUGGGGCGCAGCCGGCCCGGGGAUUAUCCGGGGCCUCGGGCCAGCGGCCAGGAGCUGCCUCCCCCAGCCCCCGUCCCGCGGCCCCCAGCCGCCCCCAACCCCGCCCCACGGGCCCGGCGCCAUGAGUGAGCUGGAGCAACUGAGACAGGAGGCUGAGCAGCUCCGGAACCAGAUCCGGGAUGCCCGAAAAGCAUGUGGGGAUUCAACACUGACCCAGAUCACAGCUGGGCUGGACCCAGUGGGGAGAAUCCAGAUGAGGACACGGAGAACUCUACGUGGGCACCUGGCAAAAAUCUAUGCCAUGCAUUGGGGGACAGACUCAAGGCUGCUGGUCAGCGCCUCCCAGGAUGGGAAGCUCAUUAUCUGGGACAGCUAUACCACCAACAAGGUCCAUGCCAUCCCACUGCGCUCCUCCUGGGUCAUGACCUGUGCCUACGCGCCCUCAGGGAACUUUGUAGCCUGUGGGGGGUUGGACAACAUCUGCUCCAUCUAUAGCCUCAAGACCCGUGAGGGCAAUGUCAGGGUCAGCCGGGAGCUGCCGGGCCACACUGGGUACCUGUCGUGCUGCCGCUUCCUGGAUGACAACCAAAUCAUUACUAGCUCUGGGGAUACCACCUGUGCCCUGUGGGACAUUGAGACAGGCCAGCAGACUGUGGGUUUUGCUGGACACAGUGGGGAUGUAAUGUCCCUUUCACUGGCCCCUGAUGGCCGCACCUUUGUGUCGGGUGCCUGUGAUGCCUCUAUCAAGCUGUGGGAUGUGCGGGAUUCUAUGUGCCGACAGACCUUCAUUGGCCACGAAUCUGACAUCAAUGCUGUGGCUUUUUUUCCCAAUGGCUACGCCUUCACCACUGGCUCUGAUGAUGCCACGUGCCGCCUUUUUGACCUGCGGGCUGAUCAGGAGCUCCUCAUGUAUUCCCACGACAACAUCAUCUGUGGCAUCACCUCUGUUGCCUUCUCACGUAGUGGCCGGCUGCUGCUUGCUGGCUAUGAUGAUUUCAAUUGCAACAUUUGGGAUGCCAUGAAGGGUGACCGUGCAGGUGUCCUUGCUGGCCAUGAUAAUCGUGUGAGCUGCCUUGGUGUCACUGAUGAUGGCAUGGCUGUGGCUACAGGCUCCUGGGACUCCUUCCUCAAGAUCUGGAACUAACCUCCCCAAUCCCAACUGGGCCCAGGCUGGGAGGGGCCCUGCCCAUGCCCACACUACAAGCCGGGAGCUUUGGGGCUGGGUACACACCAAGCCUCCUUUCCCCGGGCCAUGGGGCCUUGGGUCCCUGUUCUCCCACCCAGGUUUGGUUCCUCCCAGGGCCCCCACUGUGGAGAUGAAGAUGGGAUGGAAUGGGGGAAGAGGAAGGGGCAGAAGACCCUCAUCCUUUUGCUGCCCUGGGGUCAGGGCCUCACCCCUCUGGAGGGCCACAGGCAAGUGGAAACUCCAGGGGCUGGCUUUUUUAAAACUGGUUUUAUUUUAAUUUUUAUUAUAUUUUCAGUUUUUCCAUAAAGGAACCAAUUCCAACUCUG